Tetranychus urticae (two-spotted spider mite) is the source of this 2868-nucleotide messenger RNA. RefSeq names its product dual specificity protein phosphatase 16. NCBI's taxonomy places the organism in Eukaryota, Metazoa, Arthropoda, Arachnida, Trombidiformes, Tetranychidae. Gene Ontology annotation, cellular component: cytoplasm. Gene Ontology annotation, biological process: peptidyl-tyrosine dephosphorylation; negative regulation of MAPK cascade. Gene Ontology annotation, molecular function: MAP kinase tyrosine phosphatase activity; MAP kinase tyrosine/serine/threonine phosphatase activity; protein tyrosine/threonine phosphatase activity. The record is from RefSeq and is a predicted model, not a curated record.
UUUUUACUCUCUGUUUCCCAGUAAAACGGUUUAACAUGCCCAAUAAUAAUGUUGAAUUAUUAUUACAGUGAUUUACUUGUAUUUAAAAUUUUCAUCGACAGUGUAAAUAAGUCUAUACCAUCUUUAAUCAACAACAAUAUCAACUACAAUCAUCGCCAUUUGAUGGUUAAACCAGUGCAAUCAUCAAUGUGUUGGAUCAGAUCUCUUUUAUUUCAUCGUUGAUAACUGUUUUUCCCCUCUCUUUUGCUCUCUCACCUCUUUUCCUACGGUGAAAUUCAUCAAGACACUGUUAUUAAUUGAAUAGUAACAUUAAUUGUUGGAGCAAACACACGCAUAUAUACACACACAUACAUAAAGAAAGGAAGGAAGGAAAAUUAUUAUCAUAGUACUUAUACUAUUAAUACUAUUGCUAUUAUUGAUACAUUAUUGCCAUUAUUCAAUUAACCAUAUUAAUUUAUUAUUAUCAUGUUAUUACUACGUCUACCAGUUGAUUUUCAAGUCAAGCCUAACUAACCACCAACAGCAGUGCAAUCAACGUUGAACCUGAUAUUUUACGCAAGCCAAUUUGGAGACACACUAACCAAUACUAAACAAGGCAACAGAGAAUCAAAAACCAAAGCCAUUAGCAUAAACCGGAAAUAUACUUGAAAUAUUUUAAGUUGAAUAAUCGCCGGGUCUUCGAGUGCAAUUGAAUCAACUCUUUUUUCUCUCUGUUUUUGCUCUUCUCCCUCCCUCUAUCUCUAUUUCUCUCUAAACACUCGUUUACUCAUCUAUUCACUCAUCCUUGAUUCUAUCAACUUCUCUCUAUCUCUCUCUCUCUCUCUAUUUCAAACUUGUUUUUCUUCACGUUUGAUGAAUAAGUUGAUUUUGAUUAACGAUAAUCCAAAGUGACAACUAUUGAUCUCACCUAACGGUCUUGGCAAACAGCGGUAUAAAUUUUGAAUAAUCAUCCCAGAGCUAUCAAUUCACAAUCUUCUAAUCAAUUUUUACUAAAUCUUCUCAAGUGAACAAAGAAUUCUAUUAUGGCGAAGGAAUGAAAAUUUCGCCAGUUCAGACUUUUACAGAGUUUUUUCAUGUCUGGUAACACAAUUCUAGUCAACUUAGUGGUCGCCGUUUUCCGCUACUCGCCAUAAUCACAAACACAUCAUUAACUUUACCCACUAAAUCUCAAUUUUUAUCAAUAACCAUCAUAAUCAUCCAGCCACAAAUUCAUUUUGUCGUCUUAUCCUUUGAUUUGUCAAUCCUCUUUCCCUUUACUGAUGUGAUCAUUCGACCAAAAUCAAAAAAAGCAAAGUUAAUUAUAUAAUACUAUCAUAAGUAUUAUAAAACAACGAUCAUAACCAAUCAUUACUAAUACCAACGAGUGACCCUAUCAACCACACUCAUCUUCAAAUUGUCUUCUGUAUCUUCUCUCUUUCAACUCCAAUUUUCGUACUUACUUUAAUUAAUACCAAAUGGAUGUACCAGAAGUCACCAAGCAAGCAACAUGCAAUUUAAACUUAGUCGAUAUUGACACACUGGCCUCAUAUAUUAAAAAUGGUCGGCAAAAUAUAUUAAUCUUGGAUAUGAGAUCUUUUCUUGAAUAUAACACAAGCCAUAUCUCAACUUCAUCUCAAGUCACCUCAUCAAAGCUUGUUUUAAGACGUUUACAACAAGGAAAGUUAACUGCUAAUGAAAUGAUCACUAAUGUCGUUGGCUGUGAGCCUGAUCCAAAUGUGGAAAUUAUCCUUUAUGAUCAUGAUUCAAAAAAUUUCACUUCAAUACCCGAGGAUUGUUUUCUUGCUGUUUUCAUAUCAAAAUUGGUAUCAACUUUCAAAAAUGUUAGCUUACUGAUUGGAGGAUUUAUCAACUUUCAGUCAAAAUAUCCAGAUCUCUGUGAAGCCAAAAAAUAUUUAACAUCAUUAUCACAACCUUGUCUUCCAACAAUCAAUCCAGGACCUACAAAAAUUUUACCUUUCCUUUACUUAGGCUCUCAACAUGAUGCUUACAACAAAGAGCUUUUAAAGACUCAUAAUAUCACGUACGAGCUAAAUGUUAGCAUUACUUGUCCAAAGCCUGACUUUGUUCAAGAAUCUCAUUUCAUGCGGAUACCUGUUAACGAUAAUUACAGUGAAAAAUUGCUUCCUUAUUUUCCGAUGGCAUUUAAUUUUCUUGAAAAAGUUCGUGAAUCAAGUGGUUGUGCGUUAGUUCACUGUUUGGCCGGUAUCUCUCGAUCAGCUACGAUAGCUAUUGCUUAUGUCAUGCAGCACUCAAAAAUGUCUUAUGAAGAUGCUUACAGAUAUGUCAAGUCUAAAAGACCAACUAUAUCACCAAAUUUUAAUUUUCUUGGACAAUUGGUUGAAUUUGAGAAGCAAUUAAGGCGAGACCGUCUAUUGGAUCCAGUCUCGUCUGAUCCUCCGUUUCUCUCGAUUCCACCAUCUAAACAAGCUUUAAGUUCAUCUAAAAGAUUAUGCUCUUUCUUACCUUUACCAUCAUUUUCAACAACACCAGGCGAUAGAUCAUCAUUUUCAUUAUCAUGUAUACCUAACCUAACCUCACCCACUCUACCAUCACCAUCAACACCUAACCCAUCAACAGCCACUGCAACCAAAUGAACAUAUCAUUUUUGUCAAUAUCCAGCCAAUGGUUAUUCAAUUUUUCUUGUUCUUCUCCUCUGUCUGUUUCAUUUUUUUUCACCCUUCUUAUGCCCUCUCAAAGUGAUUUAAAAAAAGUAGACAUAGUUAAUUUCAUCCACUAAUUGUUUGAGAAACUGGCUUCCAACGUUUCUUGCGUUCAUCCUUAUGAUUUAAACUAGUCAAAUCUUUUAAAAGGUGACAAUUUCAAUGAGUGUAUAUCGGAAAGAAUAAAGAAAAGCUGAUUCAAAAAAUA